AUGGCUUCCUCUAAAACCGAGCUCGACUAUCGCAUUUCGGAUGAUCUCGGCUACGGCCUUGGUAGCGGAACCGCAGCAUUCCGACUCAAUGGGAUAUUUCACUUCUGGAAAGAGCACCUCGGCUUCAACAUCCACCCAACCAUCCGAGAGUCCCUGCAGACAACGAAUCCCCGCAUCGCAGAUGUAGCCACAGGCACAGCUAUCUGGCUCAUAGACCUGGCGAAAGAGCUUCCGGGUGCGACCCUUGACGGCCUCGAUGUCACACUCGACAUGGCGCCUCCGGUGGAGUGGCUCCCACCUAACAUCACCUUGCGCCAAUGGAACAUAUUUGAAGAGCUACCCAAAGAGCUGAAUGGGGACCCCUCGUCCAUAAUCCAGAAGAUCAUCCGCAUGCUAAAGCCCGGAGGAUGGAUUCAAUGGGAUGACCUGAACAUCCGUGAGGCCAAGAUCUUCAAAGCCAGGCCUGAACUCAAAACCGAAGCAUUGGAAUAUCUCUCUCGGUUCUGGAAUACAGGCGAACGGCAGGACUGGAUAGGUUGUCUUCCGCAGAGUUUUGAUCAAGAGGGACUGGAAAGAACGAAGAUCGACCGAUAUGAAAACUUGAAGCAAUAUUUAAAGGCCGACUGCGAGGGAUAUAUCGUGACUUGCGAGGAAACUGCCCGAACACUUGCUAGGAAAGGGAAGGUAGAUGAGGCAAGGGAAUUCUCGCAAAUCGUCCACCAAGCAUCGCUGGAAGCUGCAGCUGGCGCUGCCGUGGUGGCUACUAGGGUCGUCUGCAUCGGGCAAAAGCCGGUGGCGUCGUAAACUAAGCGAUCGUCUGAAG
This is a messenger RNA of Aspergillus welwitschiae, 823 nucleotides long. Its product is annotated as UMTA methyltransferase family protein. Bases 1 to 804 code for a protein of 267 amino acids. NCBI's taxonomy places the organism in Eukaryota, Fungi, Ascomycota, Eurotiomycetes, Eurotiales, Aspergillaceae. The record is from RefSeq and is a predicted model, not a curated record. The transcript has 2 exons.